Messenger RNA from Choloepus didactylus (southern two-toed sloth), 1676 nucleotides. RefSeq names its product junction adhesion molecule like (gene JAML). The transcript has 10 exons. Gene Ontology annotation, cellular component: membrane. Gene Ontology annotation, biological process: neutrophil chemotaxis; heterophilic cell-cell adhesion; neutrophil extravasation. Gene Ontology annotation, molecular function: cell adhesion molecule binding. The record is from RefSeq and is a predicted model, not a curated record. Bases 174 to 1313 code for a protein of 379 amino acids. Lineage: Eukaryota; Metazoa; Chordata; Mammalia; Pilosa; Megalonychidae.
GAGGUUCCUGUUUGCAGCUCUGCAGCUACCACAGGACGCACGCAUUUGGUUUGCUCCGGGUCUGCUUGCAGAAGUUUCUUGAGUUGAGGGGGGGGAACCGCAGUCUGUGAGAGAUUUCGGCUGCUUUGCUUCUUUCGGUGCCGUUUUUCUUGGAUUUAAAAAUUGAGAGCAGCAUGUUUUGCCCAUUGAAUCUCAUCCUGAUGCCAAUGUUACUGGGGUGUUCCUGGGGCCUGGACGACUUGAUCGUUUCCUCCCCGGAGCUAACAGUCCAUGUGGGUGAUCCGGCCCUGAUGGGCUGUGUUUUCCGGAGCACGGCAGAGAAACGCGUGACCAAGGUGGACUGGAUGUUCUCAUCAGGAAAGGAUGCCAAGGACGAGUACGUGCUGUACUAUUAUGCGAACCUCAGCGUGCCCGUGGGGCGCUUCAAGAAUCGGGUACACUUGGUGGGGGACAUCUGGGACAAGGACGGUUCCCUCCUGCUCCAGGAUGUGGAAGAGGCAGAUCAAGGGACAUACACCUGUGAAAUCCGCCUUGAAAUGGAGAGCCUGGUGUUCAAAAGAGAGGUGGUGCUGCACGUAAUACCAGAGGAGCCCAGAGAGCUCAUGGUCCAUGCUGGUGAUCCAACUCAGAUGGGUUGUGUUUUCCAGAGCACAGAACAGAAACGUGUGACCAACAUAACCUGGACGUUUUCCUCAGGAGAGCGUGCCAAGGAGGAGAUUGUGUUGCACUAUAACACCAGGCUCAGCAUCCCUGUGGGGUACCCCCAGAACUGGGGACGCUUCCAGAACCGAGUCAACCUGGUGGGGGAUGUUUCCCGCCAUGAUGGCUCUAUCAUGCUCCAAGGAGUGAAGGAGUCUGAUGGAGGAAAUUACACCUGCAGUAUCCACCUGGGGAGCCUGGUGUUCAGGAAGACUAUUGUGCUGCACGUGAUCAUGAAAGAGCCCCAAACACUGGUGACCCCAAUGGCUCAGAGACCGGGGAUCCUGGAUGAUAAUCAGCUGGUCAUCAUUGUGGGGAUCAUCUGCACCACCGUCCUGCUGCUCACCAUUCUGAUAUUGAUCAUGAAGAGGACCCAUGGGAAUAAGAGCUUGGAGAGUUCUCUAACUCCUGUAAAGAACCUGGAGAACACAAAGAAGGCUAAUCCAGAGAAGCAUGUUUACACCUCGAUAGCUGUACGGGAGGUGAUUGAGGAGGAAGAAUCGAGUGAAAAAUCAGAGGCCACCUAUAUGACCAUGCACCCAGUGCGGCCUUCUCUGAGGGCAGCACAGACUAGCCCAGCUAGGAGACUACCACAGACUGAGCAAGGCUUCUGAGAAGAUAGGAGAGUCCUCUUCGUAGUGUGUGUCCUGAGCCGCUGUACCAAUUAUUUCAGACCCCAACCCACCCAAUCAUCCUUCUGCCUCACUGCUUGGCCAGAGGACUGAAGAUGGAGGGUUCGGAGACCAAGCAGCUGUGGAGGAACAGGCCCUGAUGAGUGGGGCAUUGGCUCUAGGGACCUCUGCAGUGGGGCACUGGCUCUAGGGACCUGGCUGAGCUGCUGCCCUGGCCUCAAGCACUCCAUCAGCUCAGACCCUUCACUUGGACAGUGUUGUUUGUGGAUGAGUUAUUGUGAAGCAUCAAGCAGAUAAAAACCAACCCAUAAAUUGUCCCAAAUAAAUGUGGUUUGUUGAAGCCUC